AUGGCCGCGCCCGCGCCCACCGUCGCCAAGUCGCCGCCGGCGCUCGUGCCCCCGGCGGGGCCGACCCCGGGAGGCACGCUCCCGCUCUCCUCCAUCGACAAGACUGCCGCCGUCCGCGUCAUGGUUGACUUCAUCCAGGUCUUCCAGUCCCCCUCCUCCGACUCCUCCUCCGUCGACGAACAGGUGGCCGCCAUGCGCCAGGGCUUCGCCAGGGCGCUCGUCCCCUACUACCCGGUGGCCGGCCGCAUCGCCGAGCCGACCCCGGGCGAGCCCGUGGUCGACUGCACCGGCGAGGGCGUCUGGUUCGUGGAGGCCGCCGCCAGCUGCUCCCUCGCCGACGUCAACGGCCUCGAGGACCGCCCGCUCGCCAUCCCCAAGGCCGACCUCAUCCCCCGCCCUCCCGCCGACCACAAGCUCGAGGACCAGAUCCUCCUCGCGCAGAUCACCAAGUUCACCUGCGGCGGCUACGCCGUCGGCAUUUGCUUCAGCCACCUGGUGUUCGACGGGCAGGGCGCGGCGCAGUUCCUCACGGCCGUCGGCGAGAUGGCGCGGGGCCUCCCGGAGCCGUCGGUCAAGCCGAUCUGGUCCCGCGACGCCAUCCCCAACCCGCCCAAGCCGCCGCUCGGCCCGCCGCCGUCCUUCACGGCCUUCAACUUCGUCAAGUCCACCGUGGAGAUCUCGCUCGACAGCAUCAAGCGCGUCAAGGACCAGGUCGCCGCCGAGACGGCCCAGCGAUGCUCCACCUUCGACGUGGUGACCGCCAUGAUCUUCAAGUGCCGCGCCGCGGCCAUCGGGUCCGCGCCCGACGCCGAGGUGCGCCUGGGCUUCGCGGCCGGCACGCGCCACCUGCUCGGCAGCUCCCUGCCAUCGCCGGAAGGCUACUACGGCAACUGCGUGUACCCCGGCGGGCUCGCCAGGGCCAGCAAGGACGUCGAGGAGGCGUCACUGGUGGAGAUUGUGACCGCGAUCCGGGAGGCCAAGGACGCGCUGUCGGCUCGGUUCCUGGACUGGCUGGGCGGCGGCGCCAAGGACAGCCACUACAAUGUGUCGCUGGACUACGGCACGCUGGUGGUGACCGACUGGAGCCACGUCGGGUUCAACGACGUCGACUACGGCUUUGGCGAGCCCACCUACGUCUUCACCUUGAACGACGACGUCAACAUUGUGCCGUCCGUGGUGUACCUCAAGCCGCCCAAGCCGAAGCAGGGCAUCCGGCUGGUGCUCCAGUGCGUCGAGGAGCCGCACGCCACCGUCUUCACCGAUGAGCUGCACAAGCUCGCCUAA
Molecule: messenger RNA, 1284 nt
Organism: Triticum turgidum subsp. durum (durum wheat)
Lineage: Eukaryota; Viridiplantae; Streptophyta; Magnoliopsida; Poales; Poaceae
Source: the annotation of a GenBank genome assembly